Molecule: messenger RNA, 2034 nt
Organism: Lecanosticta acicola
Lineage: Eukaryota; Fungi; Ascomycota; Dothideomycetes; Mycosphaerellales; Mycosphaerellaceae
Source: the annotation of a GenBank genome assembly
AUGGCUCGGCUACGCAAUGCGACGACAGCGCAGCAGCCUACGACUGAGGCACCAACACGUCGUGCAGCGCUGAAAGAGAAGACGAACACCUCGAGCGCAAAAAUUCCCGUCUACGAGAACGAUGGCAAUACCGAGGGCUUGGUCAAGGACGUGAAGCCGAAGCGAGGAAGGCCGAGAAAAGUACAGCAAAAUGCGGAAGAGUUCGUGAUGGCUGGAGGACUGGGUCCUGCGACAAGUGAUGCGCCGGUCUCCGCACCCAACGAAACAGCUAUCACUACGAAUGAGCUUACAAAGAGCGAUAUCGCACCUGCGCCAGUAGCGAAGCCGAAUAGGCGCCCACAGCGGAUUGUCAAGAAGAUUGUACAAAGCGAGAAGCAAGCACAGGUGCUGGAGGGACUGAAGAAGCGCAUGGAGGCAACGGCGCGCGAAAAGCACACAAAGCAGACGAUAGAGCCUGCGCCUGCAACAUCUGACAUCGUGCUGCCUUCGUCGGACCGCACAGCUACCAAGCCAUCAGGGUCGCGCAAAUCGAAAGAGCCCGUUGAGCGAUCGGAAUUCUCCAUCUCACCCUCACCACCACCGCCGGGCAAACUGAGUACUACCAAGGGAAAACGAACAUCAAUGGCUCUUGCGGGAUCGGCUAUGAAGGUGCAGAACACACCAACCGUAGAGUCCAGUAUGAUGGCUUUGAAGAACUUCAAGCGCCGACCGCGACAACCAAGUAUGCUGCAGAUGGUCCAGCAGAGGGCCGCAAGCGCACAGCCCUCAGUUGCGAAUACAGCUGUGUUCGAUACAGCCGCGGAGGACCCGAGUACGUUUGACCUGGAUUUAAGCACCGAUGAGGAAGAUGACUUCGAUCCCGAAGCCGAAGGAACACCCUUGAAUGCAUCAAAGACUACGAGACUGUCAUCCGCGAGCACGAAGCAGUCAGCGUCAGCUAGGGUCAAAGCUGCGGAGGCGAAAGCAAAGAUAGAAUCCAGAAAGCGCAAAUCCGAUAGCGUGGACGUGUCGUCAGGCGCAGUGAACGCGCCCCAUGCGAAGAAACCAAGGCCUGCGGAGGACGCUGAUGAUAGUGAUAAUAUUGUCGUAACACCGAAACCCGCUGCAGUGCCAACCUCGUCGGCAAGAGCUGAGACUCCACAACGGGUCGAAACCUCCGACAUCCAAGUAGCAAACUCGCCUUCCUCCACGCCGCCCACAGAGCCCUCCUCAGUCAGACAAUCAGUCCGGGCGCCACAGGUCGAGGACAGCUUCGUUGUUCCCUCGACUGAGAGAGAAGAUGAAGAAGAUCGGACUCCGACAGGGGUUGCAUACAAGGCUGCCCUGGACGAGCCAAACGGGACGAUGGCUGAACCCAUAAGCAGCAGCCCAGCUGUGAUGGAUGCGCCCCAGUCAACUGACAUCUUUGCAGACCCAAACACCCAAGUCUCGCCCGGGCCACUCAAAUCGAAGCCUAAGAGGAAACAGAAGCAGCAACAUGUAGCGACGUCAAUGCUUCAAUCGCUUCUACCUAGAAGAAGACAGCCUCUUCGACCGAGAGAGCGCAAGUCAGCCUAUGACAUGGAGGCGGAUUCUGACGAGGAUACACCUCUAGACGCAAGCCACCUUGAAGAAGAUGAGGACGAACUUGGGGAAGAUCUGCGACAACCUUCGAAGCCCAAAUCCUCCAAAACAUCGAGAACCACAGGUGGAAAGCCAGGUCGCUCGAAGAAAUCUGACACGACUACGAAGAAGAAGACCGCCACUGCAGCGGCCGCUCGUAAAUCUUCAGCUGCGCCAAGAAACAAGAAAGGGCUCAGAACCUACGGCCGCGCUCCCACUAUUUCAGACAAGGAAAAUGACGACUACCAAUCCGCCGGCGAAGAUGAAGAAGAGAGCACGCUUCCAGAAAUCUCCAUGUCCAUGCAAGAGGCCGUUCAAAGCAAAGAGAUUGAAGAUGCCAAGAAGAAGUUCGCCGAAGUCGAUCAAUGGGACAUGGAGUUUGAGAGCAUGAGCCAGGAAUUCCAUCGGAGUUCGAGCCAAGAAUGGAGAUGA